Molecule: messenger RNA, 2005 nt
Organism: Fusarium verticillioides 7600
Lineage: Eukaryota; Fungi; Ascomycota; Sordariomycetes; Hypocreales; Nectriaceae
Product: alkaline phosphatase
Exons: 3
Coding region: 118-1794 (558 amino acids)
Biological process (GO): dephosphorylation
Cellular component (GO): fungal-type vacuole membrane
Molecular function (GO): alkaline phosphatase activity
Source: RefSeq, a predicted model, not a curated record
CGCAUAACUAACUAAUGGAUGUCAUAAUUGCCUAUCCAACCAUUUUCUGUUGUCUUGCACCUUGCACAACCCAGCACUCUCCCUCUUCCUCCUUCUUACGCGGCCAGAUACCGUACAAUGGCCAACGAAAGCGAUCCUCUCUUGUCCGGUGACGGUGAAGGCCGCUCCAAUGCUCAGGCCGAUAAGAGCGCCCGGAACUCGCGACUCCGUGAACUCGGCCUCUUUGCCUGGGCUCUGAUCGCUACUGCUGCUGUCAUUGUUGUUGCUAUUUGGACCCAGCAUGAGCAACAAACAAAACAUGAUCACAACACGCCCGCCUCUAAGCGAAACCUCGUCUUCAUGGUGUCAGACGGCAUGGGCCCUGCACCUUUGUCCUUGACGCGUAGCUUCCGACAACACGUGGAAGAGCUUCCCUACGGCGAUACCCUCACUCUUGAUAAGCAUUUCUGGGGCACGAGCCGGACUCGCUCCAGCAGUUCCUUGGUUACAGACAGUGCUGCUGGUGCGACAGCCUUCUCCUGUGGCAAAAAGACCUACAAUGGUGCGAUCUCUACACUCCCUAACCACGAUCCUUGUGGAACCGUCCUAGAAGCUGCCAAGCGUGCUGGAUAUCAUACUGGACUUGUUGUCACAACAAAGAUUGAGGAUGCGACUCCAGCCUGCUUCAACUCCCACGUGGUCCUCCGCGAGAUGGAAGACGAGAUUGCUCUUCAACAGAUCGGAGAAGGUGUCCUGGGCCGAACUGUUGAUCUGAUGCUUGGUGGUGGCCGCUGCAACUUCUUGCCCAACAGCACAGAGGGCAGCUGCCGAGCCGACGAUACGGACGUGAUCAAGAUUGCAAAGGAAAAGCACAACUGGACCUACACCGACAGUCGCGCCGGCUUUGACGCCCUCAAGGGCGGCAACAACGUCAAGCUGCCUUUCCUCGGACUCUUUGCCCCAACGGACAUCCCCUUUGAGAUUGACCGUCGAAACCACAACGACGUCUACCCCUCGCUGAGCGAAAUGGCCAAGACCGCUCUUCGCGCUCUUGAGAAGGCUACUGAAAAGAGUGACAAGGGCUUUUUCAUCAUGAUCGAGGGCAGCCGAAUUGACCAUGCCGGUCACAUCAAUGAUCCUGCAGCUCAGGUCCACGAGGUUCUUGAGUAUGACAAGACAUUCCAAGCUGUUCUCGACUUCAUCAAAGAGAGCAAGACUGAAACUGUUCUUGUCGCAACCAGUGAUCAUGAAACUGGUGGUCUUGCCACUGCGAUUCAGGAACCUGGCCACCUCCCAGUCUACAACUGGUACCCCAAGGUACUUGCGAAUGCUACCGCUUCAGCUGAGUGGCUUGACGCCAAGCUCAACGCACACAUCGCCUCUGAUCCCAGCAUCAAGAAGAAUAAGGAGAAGCUAAAGAAGUACAUCAACGAGGAACUCAUCGUUCGCGGCCUUGGUAUCUCCAACGCCUCUGAUAAGGAGAUCACCACCAUUGCUGAUCAUCCUGAGAGCGCCCUUGUCCUCUUCUCAGCCCUCAUCUCCCUACGCGCUCACGUCGGUUGGAGUACCCACGGCCACACUGCCGUCGACGUCAAUAUCUAUAGUUCUGGUGGCCCCCGAACAGAGAACAUCCGUGGUAAUGUUGAGAACACCGAUGUCGGCAAGUAUUUACGGGAGUACCUUGAGGUUGACGUUGACGCGAUCACCUCGGAACUCAAGGAAAAGAUGAGCAAGGUUAAUCUUCAAGAUGUUGGCAUGGAGGCACUCGACGAAGUUUGGCCUCUUGGUAACAAGUACCAUGCUAUUGAGGUUUAAUAGACAUACUGCAUUUCUUAGAAUGAUUACACGACUUAUAUGGGUUUAGCAAGAGGCGGGCAGGGAAAUCUUGGUCAAGAUAUGUAGAGUGGUAUACCCAAUCUAUAGUAGAUUUAUUCAUUAACCUGCCUAUGGUGCGUUUGAACUUUUUGAGUUUCCAUACCAACACAACUACAGCUACUUCUGAGCUGCUGUCUAUUGAGAUAUCCAC